AUGACGAGGCGAAGGCAGCGUUCGCUGGGGAGGGGGCAGCUGAUGGCGGGGACCACUGCCGCGGCUCCCCCUCCGCUGCCCUCAUCCCCCCUCCAGCAGAAGGUGCUGUGGAACGAGCCAGCCCCAGAAUCGUUCGCGAAACUCUACGUGCCCAGUGGACAGAUGGACAUCGAAUGGCAACCAACCAUGGCCUCCGUCUUCAAGAUUCUUUUUUCGUUCCGUGUUGCGGCAGCGAUGUGGAGUACAAUCAGCGAUUGCGAUGAAGUUUAUAAUUAUUGGGAACCUCUGCAUCUGUUUCUCUACGGCACUGGCUUCCAGACCUGGGAAUAUUCACCCGUCUAUGCCAUACGUUCAUACCUUUAUGUAUUGCUGCAUUAUGCUCCAGCAAAAGUGCUGCAGAGGAUAUUCUGGGGCAACAAGAUAGCUGUUUUCAUCACAAUGCGUUGUAUUUUGGGUCUGUUCAGUGCCGGUGCCGAUUUGGCAAUGUACAGGGCGCUUUGCGCACGUUUUGGCAACGGAAUCGCACGAAUUUACAUUGCCCUUACUACUCUUUCAACAGGCAUGUUCAUUUCCAGCUGUGCUUUCCUUCCAUCAUCGUUCAGCAUGUCUGCAAAUCUGUUCGCGCUGGCAGCCUAUAUCACUGAAGAUUGGUUUCUAGCAAUUUCACUAACGGCUCUAAGUGCUCUUGUAAGUUGGCCGUUCACCGCGGUACUAGGUCUUCCGAUUGUGCUCGAGAUGCUACUGAUUCGUCCGCGUGAAUUAGCCGCCACCUUUUUUAACUAUGCGCUUUUGUCCGGUACGACCCUAAUUGCGGCACUGAUUUUCGUGGACUCAUAUUAUUUCGGAAAAACAGUUUUGGCACCAUUGAAUAUUGUUCUGUAUAAUGUCUUCUCAUCACACGGCCCGAACCUGUACGGUAUAGAAGACUUGAAAUAUUACGUUAAAAAUUUACUACUGAAUUGGAAUGUUGUGGCGUUGCUUGCCCCGUUCUCAGUACCGGUCGCUGGACUGGCCUAUGUAUGGACUCAUUUUUCUUUUGUCUAUUGGCGACGAUAUCUUCCGGUACUGUUCAUUUUCCUCACUGUGGCUCUUUGGCUGGCAAUAUUCUUUUGGCAACCGCACAAAGAGGAGCGUUUUCUCUUCCCGAUCUACCCACUUUUGGCUGUUUUGGCUGCCGUCACUCUCGAUGCAUUGCCUCGCGUCGGUGUUUAUCUGCUGGGCGGUGGAUCGAGGAGUUUCUGGCAAGGCUGCAUAGCUAUGUGGCUGCUGAUCUUCUCAGUACUUUCCGUCUCACGCUCCGCUGCACUUUAUCGAAAUUUUUCGGCACCUGUGGAAGUUUUCAAAGGAUUAAAUGAGCAUUUGGCAAGCAUUUCCAAUCGCAACAUUUCGCAUUUUACAAGAAAUAAUGAUACAGUAAUAAAUGUAUGUAUUGGCAAGGAAUGGUAUCGUUUUCCAUCAUCGUUCUUCCUACCGUCCAGUGGCAGAAGUGACGGGGGCCGACUGUGGACAACCGAACUAAAAUUCAUCAAAAGUGAAUUUGCCGGCUUACUACCCAAACCAUAUAUGAACCCAGAUACCACAGAAUUGGAGCGUAAUUUCGCAGAACAGAGAAUCCAUGAACAGGAGGAUGCGGGCACUCGGUCGUAA
This is a messenger RNA of Gongylonema pulchrum, 1647 nucleotides long. NCBI's taxonomy places the organism in Eukaryota, Metazoa, Nematoda, Chromadorea, Rhabditida, Gongylonematidae. The record is from the annotation of a GenBank genome assembly.